AUGUCAGCUCAACCUCAACAACCAGAAGCCAUCAUCCUUUUCGCUCGAGGUACCCUAGCCUUACUUGACCUCUGGCCAGCACUUACCAUCGCAGUAGCAGAACAAUGGGGUGGUACCGAAUCAGCAGCCAAAAAAACAUGGUUAGCUUCUACCCUCAUUGACGAAUUCGAAACUCGUGCUCCUUUCUUGCCUAUCGCCAACGCAGGUGAUCUUCCUGUGGUCGAUCCCAAAUCAGCUAAUGAUCCUCCAUUGGAUGUCGACGAGGUCGGCGACUUGUUACAUCAAAUCAUGUCAGAUGAGUUCGAUGCGAAUCUAGAAGAUGGAUCGAUCGAUUCCGUAUCUUCGGAUCUCAUUAGAUUAUGGAAAGAUAUACUCGGUCCAAAUCCUCUGGUUUUGGUAGAGGCGUUGGAAAGGAAAGCCGGCGAGGUGAAGAAAAUGGGUGUGAAUGCUGCUCGAGGUGCUGGAGGGGCGGAAAGUCAGUCGGAAGGCGAAGAUUCAGAUGAUUACGAGGAUGAGGAUGUUGAGAUGGAUGGACAGGACGCUCCUCAGUUGGUAGAUAACCAAUCGCAACAAUCGAGAGAAAGACAGGAACCCGUGGUAGAUGAUGAUGGAUUCACGUUGGUACAGAAAAAAGGUGGAAGAAGGUGA
Messenger RNA from Kwoniella botswanensis, 648 nucleotides. RefSeq lists its product as uncharacterized. The record is from RefSeq and is a predicted model, not a curated record. Gene Ontology annotation, cellular component: nucleus. The transcript has a single exon. NCBI's taxonomy places the organism in Eukaryota, Fungi, Basidiomycota, Tremellomycetes, Tremellales, Cryptococcaceae. The coding region runs from base 1 to 648 and encodes 215 amino acids. Gene Ontology annotation, biological process: maturation of SSU-rRNA from tricistronic rRNA transcript (SSU-rRNA, 5.8S rRNA, LSU-rRNA).